Brenthis ino (lesser marbled fritillary) is the source of this 381-nucleotide messenger RNA. The record is from the annotation of a GenBank genome assembly. Lineage: Eukaryota; Metazoa; Arthropoda; Insecta; Lepidoptera; Nymphalidae.
AUGGCCGAAUUUCAAGCUGGGAUGAACGAAGACAAUGUUUACGGUCGAACAGCGAAGUUAACCGGUGUUUCCGAAAGCACAAUUCGGCGCAUAGUAGACGAAGGUUUUAAGAAUGGAGGUAAAUUUUCAACACCUGGAAAACACAGGAAAGGCCGACCUACAAAACACAUCGAUGAUUUCGAUAUAUGUUCCAUUCGUCAGAAAGUUCAGUUUUUCUACACAGUGCAGAAAGAAGUACCAACACUAAGAAAAUUAUUAGCAGUGGUAAUAAACAUCGCAAACAAACUACAAUACAUAAUUAUUAGGCACCAGUUAAAAUCUAAUGUCUUUGGAAUACUCGUAGAAAUUAGUUGGAAGGCUAAUGUUGUUCACCACUACCAA